Molecule: messenger RNA, 798 nt
Organism: Apus apus (common swift)
Lineage: Eukaryota; Metazoa; Chordata; Aves; Apodiformes; Apodidae
Gene: HSPB1
Product: heat shock protein family B (small) member 1
Exons: 3
Coding region: 44-628 (194 amino acids)
Biological process (GO): response to heat; protein refolding
Molecular function (GO): protein folding chaperone
Source: RefSeq, a predicted model, not a curated record
UCUGGCCAACCCCCCCUUCCCAAACCAGGCAGCCCAGGGCACCAUGGCCGAGCGCCGCGUUCCCUUCACCUUCCUGCGCAGCCCCAGCUGGGAGCCCUUCCGAGACUGGUACCACGGGAGCCGCCUCUUCGACCAGGCCUUUGGGAUGCCCCAUAUCCCUGAGGAUUGGUACAAGUGGCCGAGCGGGAGCGCCUGGCCGGGCUAUUUCCGCCUGUUCCCUCGGGAAAGCGCCCUGAUGCCAGCCCUGGGCUCUCCCUACGGGCAGGCUCUGAGCAGGCAGCUCAGCAGCGGCGUCUCCGAGAUCCGGCACACGGCCGACAGCUGGAAGGUCACCUUGGAUGUCAACCACUUUGCACCCGAGGAGCUGGUGGUCAAGACCAAGGAUAAUAUCGUGGAGAUAACUGGGAAGCAUGAGGAGAAGCAGGAUGAACACGGCUUCAUCUCUCGGUGCUUCACCCGAAAGUACACCCUCCCCCCCGGUGUUGAAGCCACUGCAGUGAGGUCCUCGCUGUCCCCCGAUGGGAUGCUGACAGUGGAGGCCCCCCUGCCCAAGCCAGCCAUCCAGUCUGCUGAAAUCACCAUCCCUGUCACCAUGGAGAGCCAAGCCAAGGAGCCAGCCAAGAAGUAGGUGGCAGAGAGGAGGAAGAGGAGGAGGAGAAGCUGCUGCUGCCCCCCCCCCCCAUCCCCACUCACAGCCCCCUUUUUACUGCCCGUUUUGUACUCGCCCGGUCACCGAGUGCCUUGAGUCGUGGGAAGGAACCCAGAGAAUCAGCUGGAAUAAAAAGUGGUGGAAGAAAA